Molecule: messenger RNA, 3112 nt
Organism: Prorocentrum cordatum
Lineage: Eukaryota; Dinophyceae; Prorocentrales; Prorocentraceae
Source: the annotation of a GenBank genome assembly
AGCCGCCUCGGCUCGUGACGAGCCACUUCGGACACCCCUCCCCUCCGCCGGCGUCGCCGUCCGCGAGGGGGGCGCGAUAGGCACUUUCCGCGCUCGGCGAUGGGCUGCGCCAGCAGCAAGCCGAGGGCCUCCGGGCCCUCCGCAGCCCGGCGGGCAGGGGUCCCCGCGCAGGCCUCGUCGUCUGCUGACAGCCCGGCGGUCCCCGCCCAGAAGCUGCCCAGCGUCGCACCGCCGGCAGGCGCCGCCGACAAGCCCGAGCACACCGACGAGCCCGAGCGCACUGCCUGUGGCCCGCCCGCGCUACCGGCGCCGCUCAGGCCGCCUGGGCAGCAGCGCGGCGACGGCGCCGAGGCGAAGGCGAGCCGCAGCCCGGGGCGCUCGCUCAGCGCCGCGCCCGAGGUGCUCGCUGGGGCGCCCUCGCCGAGGCCGCCAUCCAAGGCGUCGACGCUAAGCCAGCAGAGCCGCUCCAGCCAGCAGACGCGGUCAAGCCUGGCGAGCGUCGCCGUCGAGCACGCGGGCGGGCGCCUGCCGACCCGGCCCCUGGAGGCGGACACCUCAACUGGGACGCAGUCAAGCCAGGCGAGCGUCAUCUCCGAGGACGCGGGCGAGCACCAGACGGCUCGACCGCCCGAGAAGGACACCCCACCAGAGACGCGGACAAGCCAGGCGAGCGUCGUCGUCGAGCAUGCGGGCGGGCACCAGACGUCUCGACCUCUCGAGAAGGAUCUCCCACCAGAGACUAGGUCACGCCAGGCGAGCGCCGUCAUCGAGAACGCGGACGGGCAACAUACGUCUCGACCGCCCGAGAGGGACCUCCCACCGGCGACGCGGACCAGCCAGGCGAGCGCUCUCAUCGAGCUUGCCGGCGGGCGCCUGUCGUCUGGACCUCCCGAGGCGGACUGGGAGGCUCAGUCGAGCCUGGUGAGCGCCGUCGUCGAGGACGCGGGUGGGCACCAGACGUCUCGAGCGCCCGAGAAGGACCUCUCACCGGCGACGCGGUCGAACCGGGCGGGCGCUCUCAUCGUCGAGCCCGCGGGCGACGGCUUGUCGUCUGAACCUCCCGAGGCGGGCUGGGAAGCUCCGUCGAGCCAGGCGGGCACCGUCAUCGAGCCCGCGGGCGGGCGCCUGUCGUCCAGACCUCCCGAGCCAGACUGGGAGGCUCAGUCGAUUCAUGCAAGCACCGUCGUCGAGGACGCGGACGGGCAACAUACGUCUCGACCGCCCGAGAGGGACCUCCCACCGGCGACGCGGAGCAGCCAGGCGAGCGCUCUCAUCGAGCUUCCUGGCGGGCGCCUGUCGUCUGGACCUCCCGGGGCGGACUGGGAGCCUCAGCCGAACCAGGUGAGCGCCGUCGUCGAGGACGCGGGCUGGCACCAGACGUCUCGAGCGCCCGAGAGGGACCUCCCACCGGCGACGCGGUCGAGCCGGGCGGAGCUCCCACUGGAGACGCAAACGCACCGGGCGAGCGAUCUCGGCGAACACGCGGGCGGAGGCCUGUCGCUUCGGCCACCUGGCGAGGGCCUCCCCGGGGAGACGCCGUCGAGCCAGGCCCACGUCGACAUCGAGCUCGCGGGCGGGGACACGGCGAGCAAGGCCAGCAAGCCCGCGUCCUUGCUGUUGGGCCUGGGCGACGCGGAUCAGUCCAAGGGCGCCGCGCCCGAGCGCAGCGCCUCCAGAGGUUCUCGGAGGCUGACCUGGGGAGGGACAUCGUACAAGGACCCGAGCAGCGACCACCACCUGGGGUUCGCGGCGACGGGGGAGGAGCGGAUGGUCCCCAUGAGGGUUCUCUCCGAGUCGUGGGGGCCGCCGAGGACGAUAGACUCGGCGCCGAAGGAUGAAGCCCCGGCCGCUGAAGGAGAGUGCUGGUCCCCGGUCGCCAUGGGCACAGCCUCGAAGCCCGAGCGCGAGCAGGCCGAGGCGUCCUCCUUCGACUCCUCCGAGGAGGAGAUCCUGCCAACGCCGGGCCGGUCCGCCGAUGCCGGGAACACAGCCUCGAGGCGGAGGCUCAAGCGGGUCGUCCGCCUCAAGACCGUGAGGCGUGCGGGGGCCGACGGCGCCUCGAACGGAGCGGCCCUCCUCGGCUCCCGGCGGGCCCCCCCGGCCAGCGGCCGGUCGUCCCGUGUGAGCUCGCGCAGCGGCGCUGGCGGAGUCCCCGAGACACCGAGGAUGAGCCGCACGAGGGUCGGCCGCUCGGCCGGUCUGUCCCCGAGGGACUGACCUCGGCCCGGCCUUCGCUGGCGUGGUCCAGGGCCCAGGUCGCCCCGCGCGUCGUGGAAACAGCACAGGAUUGCGGUAGGAGGUUUUCGCGGACAGGUUCGCGUCUUGACAAACAGGAGGGUGGUAUCAAGGCGCCAGCGUGCUCAGCUCCCGUUCGGGCUCGCCUGGUCUUCAAGUUGUAUAAGUGUCGGUCGCGGACGUGGGCCAACUGAGCUCAGACCGAAUUUGAAUUCGCCACCUCCACUGCUGGCUGCCUGAAGUCGCACUGCCCACGCACGCUGGCAGUAGAAAUGGUUUUCCGGCCUCUGCGUUGAUGUGCUUUUGUUUGAAGUGGACCUGCAUCGUCUGGCUGUGGGAAGAGGAGCACAGCCAUACGCACGUUUUUUGGUAGGCCUGGGACCGUGGGGUGCUGUCACGCGAAAGCCUCGAAGCUUCAGCUCUCGUGCCACACCUCUACUGCACAAAGGGCCCCGAGCUGAGACUAGCGGGCCGUCCUGCGUUGUUUUCCUGCAUGUUUCAAUUGUUCCUUAUCCGCCAGCCCAGAAAUGUUGCAGUACCGGGACCUCUCUAGGAGGCUCGGCCGCAUUGCAGCGAGCAUUUCCGAUUCGCCAGACGUUUUGUAAAGUUGUAUGUUGUGUUGCUUGCCAGAAAAGAAUGCUCCAGGUGCGAGUGCAUGCCUCCCUGCUUUUCUCAUAAGUUGGGGAUCCCAGCUCAAUCAAAAAAUGCCGGGCUCGUGCCCGAUGAGGCACCAUCGUGCGGACAUAGGGUUGCUUGUGUUGGGGGGCGGCCUGAUCUGCAGCUCUCGCGAAGUCGAAGCACAGCGCAUGCCAUUGCAGGCGAUUCGUCGCCCCCAAUCCCUGGAUUCCGUCCGAAAACUCGUGCCGCUCAGAUGAGG